UAUCACAUUUUCUGAAUCAGCCUUAAAGGAAGCGGCAUGUCAGAGUCGGACGACUAUGUCAAGGCUCGGGUGAUGUUCAAGGAGGAACAGAUCUCCGAGUUCAAGAUGGCGUUUGACAUGUUCGACGAGGAUGGCGGCGGUGACAUCAGCACCAAGGAGCUGGGUACCAUCAUGAAGAGGCUGGGCAUGAGCAUCUCCAGAGAGGAGCUGCAGCAGAUGAUUGAAGAGGUGGACGAGGACGGCAGCGGUACCAUCGACUUCGAGGAGUUCCUGGAGAUGAUGGCCAGGGCCAUGCAGGACAGUGAGCGAGAGAUUCCCGACGAUGAACUGCGUGCAGCCUUCAGGGUCCUGGACAAGAACGGAGAUGGUUUCAUCGACAAGGACGAGUUCCGGGCGCUGGCAUCAGAGUGCGCUGGGGAUGACUUGACAGAUGAUGAGCUCCAUGAGUUUAUGGACGAGUAUGACGGAAACAGGGACGGAAGGUUUGACUAUGAGGAGUGGAAGGAGCUUAUCCAGGAACUGAAGAUCCGGUGGUAGAAACCUCAAGCAGCACUCUAAUCCGCCAUGUUCAAACCAACACCAGCCUUCCGCCUGUGCGAGGCCGCUCCUCGCAGUUCCGGAGGACCAGAGCUGACACCACGGUCCUACAGACGGUCUGGCCACGGCCACACUUUCAGCUUUCUUCGUGCCACUCUGCAUUACAACCGUGUUUUUAAAACUUUAUUUUGUGUAUUUUAGCUUUUAGUACAUUUCGAAAUGCUGACAGUUGUUAGGAACCGCGUAGGGAUUGUUUCCGAAAAGCCAUGUGAAAACCGUUUGUAUCACCAUUUCUAUUGUAAAACCGAUGUACAUAAGGAAAUGAGCCUUUUCCUGUGAAGUUGAUUUGUUGUCUGUUAUUGUACCUUUUCACCGAAUGCCCAAAUCCUAUCUGUAACGGAAGUAGCAGGAUCCGGUAGGUUUUACUGUAAUAAACCUGGUCUCCAGUG
Molecule: messenger RNA, 986 nt
Organism: Branchiostoma floridae (Florida lancelet)
Lineage: Eukaryota; Metazoa; Chordata; Leptocardii; Amphioxiformes; Branchiostomatidae
Product: troponin C
Exons: 6
Coding region: 37-537 (166 amino acids)
Molecular function (GO): calcium ion binding
Source: RefSeq, a predicted model, not a curated record